CCGCCAUGCAUCAUUCAACUUCCUUGCAUCAGACAGAGGUUUUUCCACACGUGUGACGAACAUUUCUCAAAGAUUCCGUCCCUUUUUUGAAGACUUUGAAAGAUCCAGUAGACUGGGACAUCAUCACAAUGGCGCCGUCUUGCCGCUUCUAUGCCAAGCGGUAUCCUCAGGUUGAUGAGGUCAUCAUGGUGAAUGUUCGGUCCAUCGCAGAGAUGGGAGCAUAUGUCAGCCUGCUGGAGUAUAACAAUAUUGAAGGUAUGAUCCUGCUGAGUGAAUUGUCCCGGCGACGUAUCCGUUCUAUUAACAAGUUGAUCCGAGUUGGUCGCAACGAGUGCGUGGUAGUCAUCAGAGUGGAUGAGGAAAAGGGUUAUAUUGACUUGUCUAAGAGAAGAGUUUCGCAAGAGGAGAUGGCUCAGUGUGAAGAAAAGUUUGCCAAGGCUAAGGCUGUGAACAGUAUCCUGCGGCAUGUUGCCCACCUGCUGGAGUACCAGCACGACGAGCAGCUGGAGGAUCUGUACAUCCGCACCGCCUGGGCCUUUGACGAUGAGAAACCCAGCAGCGCUUAUGAGAUGUUCAAGAAGGCUGUGUCUGAGCCCCAGGUCCUGGACAAGCUGACUCUGACUGACCAGGAGAAGGAGGUGCUCCUGGCCAACAUCAGGAGACGGCUGACUCCGCAGGCUGUCAAGAUCAGAUCUGAUAUCGAGGUGGCAUGUUACGGCUAUGAGGGUAUAGAUGCUGUGAAGGGAGCGUUGAGAAAAGGUCUGGCUCUCACCACAGAAGACAUGCCUAUUAAGAUCAACCUGAUUGCCCCACCGUUGUACGUAAUGACGACUCAGACAUUAGAGAGGACAGAGGGUGUGCUUCUCCUGCAGAAGGCCAUCAAUGCCAUCAAGGAGGACAUCGAAGAAGGUGGUGGAGUCUUCAACGUUCAGAUGGCACCCAAGGUGGUGACAGACACAGAAGAAAUGGAACUGGCCAAACAGCUGGAGAAGUUGGAGGCUGCCAACAGGGAGGUCGACGGGGAUGACGACUACGAUGAGGAAGAAACUAAAUAAGAUUCUGUCUGCCUUUCAAAUACGUAAAAAAAUUGUCAUUCUUUUUGUUUUUGUUCACAGAAGAACAGAAAUUCCUCAAAGCUAGUCCAUUUGGUAUUGGAAUGUGUACCUGCUCAUUUGAGAAUCAAUUCAAGAUUUAGAGGGAUUUUGUUUUAUAAAAAUGGCCCUCCCCUGUUCUGGAUUUAGCCAGGUGAUCAUGUUAAGAAUUUAAACAAUUUUUAAAGUCCCCUUGUCACUCCUACUUGUAUGACUGACAGACUAUAUUUGAAAAGUGAUGAGACCAGACUUUAUAGGGUCAUGUCUUACUUCAAGGAAGGUUUCUCAAAUCUCUGACAUAUCCAUAUUAUUAUUUUAUCAACCUAACAUUAUUCUAAAGUACAUUAAACAUUAAUGUUGUAAUGUUGAUAGCAUAUGUACAUACAUGUACUGGCUUAGGAUUAAAGUAGAGCAUUGUGUUGUACAUGUAGAUCAAUAUCACAUGUACUACAAUACUAGACAAUACUUUCUCCAACUUAAGACUACCAAAAUAACAUGGUCAGGAGAAUCAUCAAUUGCUGCAGUCUGUAUUACAAUAUUCACUGAACAACAUUGAAGGAGUAUGUUUAAAGUUAAAACUUUUG
Molecule: messenger RNA, 1675 nt
Organism: Branchiostoma belcheri (Belcher's lancelet)
Lineage: Eukaryota; Metazoa; Chordata; Leptocardii; Amphioxiformes; Branchiostomatidae
Product: eukaryotic translation initiation factor 2 subunit 1-like
Exons: 9
Coding region: 129-1055 (308 amino acids)
Cellular component (GO): eukaryotic translation initiation factor 2B complex; eukaryotic translation initiation factor 2 complex; eukaryotic 48S preinitiation complex
Molecular function (GO): RNA binding; translation initiation factor activity; ribosome binding
Source: RefSeq, a predicted model, not a curated record